AUAAAGACUCGUGAUUUUCGAGAUGCCACAUCUUAAAGCUGGAGAACUUUAAGGUAAAACAUAUCUAGGCUAUAGCAUUAGAAGACCAUCAAAAGACAGAACAAUGAAAAAGAAUACACUGUCUCUGCUGCUAGUACUGAUGCUCCUCAGCAUCGUAUUCAUCGACGAAGGAGAUGCCUGGUUUUUUAGAAGGAGGAGGAGAAGAAAUUCGCCGCCGCCGCCGCCUCCACGGCCGGUUUGUCAGACACUGUGUGAGUUUCAAUGCAACAACCGAUGCAGACCAUACUGUUGUUCCAGGUGUUAUCCAAAAUGUAGCCGUAAACGUUCUGAUCAGAAAGAAGUUAUCGUACCUUUGCCAUGUGAAUUUUCUUCAUGGGACACAAACGGAGACGGAUCGGUAAACAAGACCGAAUUUUCUCUAACGGCAAAUGCACGUCCACACAGUACCGAUGUUGACUAUGUCUACAAUAUUGCAGAUGUUAACGGAGACAAAGUCCUCUCAAAGGAAGAAUUGCGGAAGGCACCGGUAAUUUUCGCAUGUUAACAGUAAAUGUGUGCAAACAACAUCAUUAAAAGAUUCAAAAUUUAAAAAA
Messenger RNA from Saccostrea cuccullata (small rock oyster), 593 nucleotides. Its product is annotated as EF-hand calcium-binding domain-containing protein 1-like. Lineage: Eukaryota; Metazoa; Mollusca; Bivalvia; Ostreida; Ostreidae. The transcript is spliced from 5 exons. Bases 104 to 544 code for a protein of 146 amino acids. The record is from RefSeq and is a predicted model, not a curated record.